ACUCCACUUAGCUCUAUACGUUUAGAGACGCAGGGGUGCUGAAAAACAGGCCAACUCCGACUGCGCUGACAGAAAAUUAGUUCGCCUGCAGUGAUGUUGGAAGUGCUGGUGUAUGUUGGCCCGUAGCCGUGGACCCGCUUCGGCAUUCCAGCCCAUUCCAGAGCUGCAUACCAUCGGGUUAUGUAACAGUCAUGUGAUUCGAAAAUGACUUUGAAAAGAGGGAAGUCUCUGGGCCUCUCGAGAUUCCUGCCAAAACCACUGUUUUGCUUCUCCAAUUUCUGCCAGUGUAUCUGAUUACCGAGCUGUGUAAGCAAAGUUCACAAAUCCACCUUGCAUGCAAAUUUGUGUAGUAACUUUUGCCAGAUUUAAAACUUAGAAGCAGGUCCCGAGCAGGAUGCUAUCUGUCGUCCACAUGUGUGUGUUAAACUCCGUCUGAUGAUGUAGCGUGCAACGAAGAGAGCGGCUUAAACAUCACGCUUUUUUGUGCUUUUAAUGGAGGCCAUGGCCGUGAGCACAUCUGCACAGGGUACGGAUGAGUUUGAUCGCAACGCCCCGCGGAUCUGCGGCGUCUGCGGAGACAAGGCCACUGGAUUCCACUUCAACGCCAUGACCUGCGAAGGCUGCAAGGGUUUUUUCAGGCGCAGUAUGAAGCGGAAGGCCAGUUUCACUUGUCCCUUUAACGGCAGCUGCACCAUCACCAAAGACAACCGCAGACACUGCCAAGCCUGUCGCCUCAAGCGCUGCGUCGACAUCGGCAUGAUGAAGGAGUUCAUACUGACUGAUGAGGAAGUGCAGAGGAAGAAGGAGCUGAUCCUGAAGAGAAAGGAGGAGGAGGCGAUGCGGGAGGCGCAGAAACCUCGGCUGACCGAUGAGCAGAACCAGAUCAUCAACACGCUGGUGGAGGCACAUCACAAGACCUACGACGACUCCUACUCCGACUUUGUGAAAUUCCGACCCCCGGUGAGACAGGGUCCAGUGACACGCAGUGCCAGUCGUGCUGCAUCUCUCCACUCGCUCUCAGAUGCCUCUUCAGAUUCACUGAAUAACUCACCAGAGUCUAUGGACAAAAAGCUCAGCAGUCUCUUCUCCAUGUCUCAGGACACCAUGAUGAGCCCAGAUUCUAAGGAUGAAAACUCCCGCCUCUCCAUGCUGCCCCACCUGGCUGACCUCGUCAGCUACAGCAUUCAGAAAGUGAUCGGCUUUGCCAAGAUGAUCCCAGGCUUCAGGGAUCUGACUGCAGAAGAUCAGAUUGCUCUACUGAAGUCCAGUGCUAUCGAGAUCAUCAUGUUGCGCUCCAACCAGUCCUUCAGUCUGGACGACAUGAGCUGGAGCUGUGGAGGACCUGACUUUAAAUACUGCGUUAAUGACGUCACCAAGGCUGGUCACACUCUGGAGCUGCUGGAGCCGCUUGUGAAGUUUCAGGUGGGGCUGAAAAAACUCAACAUGCAUGAAGAGGAACACGUGCUGCUAAUGGCCAUCUGUCUCCUCUCUCCAGAUCGUCCCGGCGUGCAGGACCACGUCCGUAUCGAGUCGAUGCAGGAGCGUUUAUGUGAGACACUGCAGGCAUAUAUUCGUGUGAACCACCCGGGCGGGCGGCUGCUCUAUGCCAAGAUGAUCCAGAAGCUGGCCGACCUGCGCAGCCUGAACGAGGAGCACUCCAAGCAGUACCGCUCACUGUCCUUCCAGCCCGAGCACAGCAUGCAGCUCACACCGCUCGUGCUCGAGGUGUUCGGCAGCGAGGUGUCUUAGCGGCCAGGAUUUAGAGGUGUCCCACAGUGCCAGUGCCAUGAAGAAGGGUGGGGGAGGGUGGGGGUGCAAGAGCACGGGGCAGAGGUGGGCCAGAGGACAUCUGGAGGAGUACUAUUAUAGCAGACUGUGUGUCUGGGUCUGUGUGUGUGUGUGUGUGUGUGUGUAUGUGAGAGAGAGAGAGAGAGAGAGAGAGAGGGAGAGAGAGAGAGAGAGAGAGAGAGAGAGAGAGAGAGAGAGAGAGA
Tachysurus fulvidraco (yellow catfish) is the source of this 1991-nucleotide messenger RNA. RefSeq names its product vitamin D receptor a (gene vdra). Gene Ontology annotation, molecular function: vitamin D response element binding; zinc ion binding; nuclear receptor activity. Lineage: Eukaryota; Metazoa; Chordata; Actinopteri; Siluriformes; Bagridae. Gene Ontology annotation, biological process: negative regulation of transcription by RNA polymerase II; positive regulation of transcription by RNA polymerase II; cell differentiation. The transcript is spliced from 9 exons. Bases 493 to 1749 code for a protein of 418 amino acids. Gene Ontology annotation, cellular component: nucleus. The record is from RefSeq and is a predicted model, not a curated record.